AAAAAAAAAAAAAUAUAACCUGAAUUCGCAACCACAAAUACUCACCCCCCUCUUCAGCCUAACUAUCUCAGUAUCUAUACGUUAUAUUUACCUAAACCGAAUUAUUGCUCUAUAUACCGACUUAUUGCACGCUCCCACAGUGCUAUUCAGACCAGACCCAACAAAUCGUGACCCAAUCCCUUCACCUCCCCAAUGGCAAUGGCGGAAAACAUGAGCCACCAGCUCCUUGAAACCAUGAAAAUGGAACACGACAGCCUUCUCGACGAGUUUCUCGACCAACGUGUCUUCAGUGAAGGCGAGGCGGGCGAGACCCCUAAUGACCUCAUGAUGGCCGAUAUUCAGUAUACAUUUCAGCCCCGCUCGCUAGGCGAACCAGUGUUGAGCCCCGCAGACUCAUCCACGUCGUCAAACCACACCAACAUCUUCCACACCCCACCGUCCAACGGCCUCGAAACUCUUCCGUUUGUAAAGCCGGAGAUGGUCGAGACAAACGACUUGUUCAACAGCUUCAUCACCGAUGAGUUGAACAUGCAAAUCACCGAAGAGAUAAACUAUAUGGGCAACGGAGGCACAAACGAAGUGAUGAUGAAUGAGCCGAAUGGAAAUGUGAGUGGAAGUGCAAGUAUUAUUGCGAGUCCGAAUGCGAACAUGUCCACUCGCGAAUUCCAGCUCUACGAAGUUGCACGCGACGAACUCUCUAAGUUAAAGUUUGGCAGCCCCCAGGUACCGAUGAACACUGAGAUCGAGCUCCCACAGGCCUUAAAGCAAGAAUUAAAGGCCAUGGAGUCCCUUGCCCAGUUUAACAACGACAAAAAGCUCCCCCACCACAUGGUGAUUAAAGGAUUACCCUCCUGCCUGAGAGUCGAAACCCAAAUCAAGUUGCAGUUGGUGUUUCUGCCGCCUCCGGAACAGUUCUUGAUCCACCUCUCCAACGACCUUAUCUCCAAACCGAAGUUGUGUCUCACAAACGAGCUCCCAGCCUCAGUAAAGCCGCACUUGUUAUAUCUCGAUACCUACGUGCUCACGUCCGACAACCAAUCGUGCGAGAUCUGCUCCCGCUGUAUCAAGCGUGAACAGAAGCGUGCUUCCAGAAGAAAGCAGUCCAACUUGCUCGCCCCCGCGACCCCGGCCCCCACCGGAGGCAACGAGUCGUGGGAUGACUCCGUCAGCAAGCGCGCGGUCAUCUUCAACUGUAAGGAGAUCAUCUCCUUCCCACAGCCCACCGGGUUGGACGCCGCCACCACCAGCAAGGCCUUGGAGCUCAGCGCCAGAAUCGUGUGCUACUGCAGACACCACAACGAGUCCAAGGGGUUCAAGAUCUUGUUUGUGUUGCGCAACAACAAGGACGAAAUUGUCUCCCGUGCCCUCAGCGACUCGAUCAUGAUCAUGGAUCGGAAGAAGAACAAUGCGGGCGGGAUGGGUAGUGCCGGCUCUGAAACACACUCCACCGUCACGCCCCACCCCAAGGAAGCGAAGCAGACCGUGACAGGGUCGCCCAAUUCGGUGGACGAAUCCUUCUCCUCCGAGCCGCAUACCACAGACCAGGCGAGCACGAAUCCAAACUACAUGAGCUUCGACGCCGGAACCCGCGCGAGUAAGAGAAAGCGUGUGGAGGAGAACAGCUUUGGCAACUUCGAUCCGCCGUCAAUGUUGCAUUCGCCUCUUGAGACGUCGUACAUGAACAUGACGUUGAACGGCAACAGCUUCACGCCUCCUAGCGUUCCCCACGGCCACCGUCCGUCGACCGUGUCUCUGAUGGACAUCUCGCACCAAACUGACUUUUCCGUGAACCAGCCGCUGUUGGCGAGCACCCCGCCGAGCGUGGCAAACAACAGCUUUGUGGUACAACUGCAGCACCCGCUGAUGGCGUCGCUCCAGAGCUACUCGCACCAUCAGAUGGUGCACAUGCCAGUGCCGCCCCCGCCGAACUUUCCCUCCAUCCAGCGCAUCAUCCCAGCUCAGGGCCCUAUCCGAGGCGGGAUCGAGGUUACGCUUUUGGGGUGCAACUUCCGUCCGGGCAUGGUGGUCAAGUUUGGUGCUAAUCAGGCGCUAGCCACGCACUGCUGGAGCGACUCGACGAUUGUGACGUAUCUCCCGCCGGCGCUGCAACCGGGACAGGUGCUCGUAAGCUUUGAAAAUUACGAGAGCUGGAACAGCACCCAGGCUGGGUACUCCAGCGGGGCGCACCAGCAGGUGUUCACCUACUUGGACGAUACCGACCGCCAGUUGAUCGAGUUGGCGUUGCAGAUUGUGGGGUUGAAGAUGAACGGUAAGUUGGAGGAUGCCAGGAAUAUUGCCAAACGGAUCGUCGGGACCGACAGCACCGGCGGUACCCACGCAUUGGGAAGUGCCAGUGGUAAUGCCCACGGGGCCAGUGACGCAACUAGCGCUUCCGUCACCGACGAAUGGUACGAGAACGCCCAGAACACUGCGAACCUUUUGUCACAGUCCGGGGUGUCCACCGAGGAGAUCCUCACCAAGUUUCUCUCGCUUGUGGACCUUCCUAACUGCCCUAUCACCACGCCAAACUUCAACUUGUGCACUCCUGAGGGCCAGACGAUGCUCCAUCUUGCUACGCUGAAGAGUUUUACCGAUUUGGUCAAGUUUUUAAUCUUCCACGGGUGCAAGGUCGAUUGUAAGGACAAACAGGGGCUUACCCCGUUGUUCUACGCCGGGAUGACGGGUAACCGCCGCUUGAUCAAGGUUUUGGUUGACUGCAAGGCCAAGUGGGAUGUGAAGUUGUCCAACGGUAAGAUGCUCAAGGACUACUGUGACUUGAAUGUGUUGGACAUGUUCAAUGACUUGGAGCCGCAGGAAUUGAGAAGCGCGCCGUUACCAAAGUCCUCCAGCUACGAUUCUUUGGAAAGCAUGGUGUUUGGUUUUGGCCAGCACAUUCUGAAAAUGACCGAGGUUGUCGUUGACGAUGCUCCGAGUGUGCUGGAAGCUGGCUCCGAGCGUAAACGCGAGGUCGAUGAGGAUGAAGAUGGGGAUGAUGAGUAUGAAUACUCGUCUGAUGCCGACAAUGAACAUCCAUUUGGCUCUAAUAUUCCGAGCACCACCGAGCGCCGUACGUCAGUAUCGUCUCAGGAAGCUCCGAUCACCUUGUGGAGACGUGUCAGAAACGUUUUCCAAUCAGAUCACACGCACUCCCAUGACGAGUCAGACUCGUUGCCAAACUAUUCCGACUUGUUCCCUCACGAUCCGUCUCCUAGCCAGUUGUUCAAGGUACAGGAGGAUAAGACCGUUCUGAUCACCCAAGGCCCGUCUCUCGAAGGUUCUUCCAUGGUCCUUGAAGAUGACAGGGCUAAUCACACGUCGGACUCUGGGGACGAUAUGGUGAUGCUUUUGGAAAAGAAGAAGCAUCUUAACCAGGAUAAGAUGUUGCUCUUCUUCUGGUUGCCGGUACUCUUGCUCAUUCUUUCCGCGUCCGUGCUCCACCAGUUUGGUAUUAAUGUUAUCUACACCGAGAAGAUUACCGAGGCGUCGAGCAAGGUCUUGCGUUCCACCUUGGGAACCAUCAUGCUUGGGAAGGAACGUGUGAGUGGCCUCUUUGCCAGCCAGGCGGUUCUGAUCCUGGCUGCGGUCACGGAGUUUGUCGAAGUUUAAGGGGGGUUUGGGGGUGUACUAUGCUUUUUAUAUUUUUUUUU
Babjeviella inositovora NRRL Y-12698 is the source of this 3647-nucleotide messenger RNA. It is a transcript of the gene SPT23, whose product is annotated as Spt23p. Bases 193 to 3606 code for a protein of 1137 amino acids. NCBI's taxonomy places the organism in Eukaryota, Fungi, Ascomycota, Pichiomycetes, Serinales. The transcript has a single exon. Gene Ontology annotation, molecular function: protein binding; phosphatase regulator activity; enzyme inhibitor activity. Gene Ontology annotation, cellular component: cytoplasm. The record is from RefSeq and is a predicted model, not a curated record.